AAAUUUUAGAUGACAAAUAAUACAAAAGUAAAAAUGGCUCGAAUGGCUUUGGUAUUUGUUUAUGGGACGCUAAAACGUGGCGAACCGAAUGCAUCAAUUAUGGCUGAUCUGAUAACCGGAAUGCAUAGAUUUGUGGGAACCGGUAAAACAAUCAAUACAUAUCCUCUAAUUAUUGCUUCUGAAUACAAUAUACCAUUUUGUUUGGACAAACCUGGAAUUGGAAAUCGUAUAAAUGGCGAACUGUAUGAAAUUGAUGAGCAAAAAUUGGAAGUACUUGAUGAAUUUGAAGGACAUCCAACAUUCUAUCGGAGACAAUCACAGGAGGUUGAAAUGGAUCACAAUGGUACCAUCGUAACAGCAUGGAUAUAUAUGUUACCCAGGUGGACACCAAGUUUACUUCAAGGCUCUAGUGAUUACUUGGAAACAUACAAUUCCAAUGGACCUCAUAAUCGGCCAUAUAUUAAAAGGUUAGAGUCUACGAUACAUUAGGGUAGCAUUUUUUUCUUCUCGUAAGGUUUGAAUUUUUCAAUGACAAACUCCGGGAAAAAAAGAAAAAUUUCGAAUUGGUAAAAUUUUCAUGAGUUAGCUACUCAAACUAACCAGUGCUGCCUGUUUUGUAAUAUAUUCUAGAAAAAAGUCCAUGCGCGGAUACCUUGCGGAAUUGGUAUCAAUUCAGUGCAAGAAUUGAUUGGAGCUUGGAAUUAGAAAGUGUACAAUCUGAAAAUGGCUACGACAAAUAUAAUUUCAUGCAAAUCAUUAGAAAUGACGGAAAAGGAAAAAGGACUCACUCUAGUCCUAAAUUUCGUAGUAUUCAUAAUUAAUCAGUUUUGAAGUUUAAAUACUCAAAUCUGAGAUUUUUUUUUGUCAUUUUCCCGCUCCUAAGCUUAAUGUCCAAAAGUUCAGAAUUCAUCUUAGAUUAAUCAGAAACUUCAUCAUGUUAAAUUACUUUUUCAGGUUUGGGUCAACUUUAUUUACUAUUUGAUCUGAAUAAUACGUGACGUUGG
Messenger RNA from Loa loa (African eye worm), 1004 nucleotides. RefSeq lists its product as hypothetical. The record is from RefSeq and is a predicted model, not a curated record. Lineage: Eukaryota; Metazoa; Nematoda; Chromadorea; Rhabditida; Onchocercidae. Gene Ontology annotation, molecular function: gamma-glutamylaminecyclotransferase activity. The transcript has 3 exons. The coding region runs from base 10 to 489 and encodes 159 amino acids.